AUGUUUUGUUCUAAGCCCUUCAACACUAUCAUGUUCAUAUUUUUAUUUCUCUUAACCAUGCUGAUCAAAACUACAGCUACAACAAGCACUGUAAUUAGUCCAACUACAUUCUCCUUCAUGUCUUUUAGCCCUGAAAGUUGCACCAAUGGUGAAUUACUUUGUAUGGGAUCAGCCACUUCAGAAAAUGGUUAUGUAAGUCUCACACCGGAGCCAGAGGCACAACAAAACAACGAUUCAGGUUCGAUGGUUGGAACAUCUAACACAGACAACAAAGUAGGUAGGGUUUUGUAUCCGCAUCCGGUUCAUGUUUGGCCAGCAAUUAUAACUACCACCUUCACUGUUAGGAUCACUCCGUUCGUAAAAAACUCGACCAGCUCUGGUGAUGGAAUUGCACUUGUAUUUGCACAAGAUAAUAGGCCUUCACCAAAUGGUAGCUAUGGUUCUUAUCUUGGCAUGUUUGAUAGGUCUACUCAAGGUGGGGUUUUUCAACAAAUUGGUGUGGAGUUAGACACGUUCAUGAACGAAUUUGAUCCAGAUGGAAACCACAUAGGCAUAGUCACAACAAGCAUCACAAAUCCAGUUGCUUUUCAGAGUCUAAAUGGCACUAAUGUUGACCUCAAAAGUGGAAGAGAUAUUGUGGUUAAAGUUGACUAUAAUGGAUGGACUAAAAUGAUUUUUGUUUCAAUAGGAUACUCAAAUAGCCAAUUAAAGAGUGUUCUAAACCAUUCAAUUCACUUACCUGAUAUAAUUCCAAGCUCAGUUUAUGUUGGUUUCACAGCCUCAACGGGUAAAGCUUUUCCUCAAAGUCAUCAAAUCCUAAAUUGGUUAUUCACAUCAGUGCCAUUGCCUGUUCUUUCUCUUAAACACAGUAAAGUUGGAAAAUACAAGAUCAUAUUGGCAACUGUUUUAUCAGUUCUUGUGUUUGUUAGUUUACUUUCUGUUUCUUGGGAAGCUUGGAAUAAAAGAAAAGAAAAGGGUGAUCGAAAAGAAGACAUUGAAAGCUUAUCGAGGACGGCUGCAGAUGUGCCUAAGAUGUUCGGCUACAAGGAACUGUCGAAAGCAACUUGUAAGUUCAGUAAAGAAAAUCUUGUGGGAAGAGGUGGAUUUGGAAGUGUUUAUAAAGGCUUCAUGUUGGAAAAUGGAAAAACCAUAGCAGUAAAGAAAAUUUCAGCAACCUCUAAGCAAGGUGAACGAGAGUUCUUAGCCGAAAUAUGUACCAUCGGUCGUCUUCGGCACAAAAACUUGGUGCAGCUCCAAGGUUGGUGCAAUGAAGGCAAAAAUCUUCUCUUAGUUUAUGAUUACAUGCAAAAUGGAAGCCUUGAUCACUUCAUAGGCAAGGACUUUCUAGAUUGGCAAACAAGGCACAAGAUAUUAACAGGAUUGGCAUCAGCAUUGCUCUACCUUCAUGAAGAGUGUGGAAAUCCUGUUGUUCAUAGAGAUGUUAAACCAAACAAUGUAAUGCUAGAUUCUAAUUACAAUGCUCAUUUAGGCGAUUUCGGACUAGCAAGAUUACUCAAAAAUGAAGACUCUGUAACUACGGAUUUAGCCGGGACACCGGGUUAUUUAGCACCUGAAAUAGGCUUCACAGGAAAAGCUACACCUGAAUCAGAUGUAUAUAGCUUUGGAAUGGUUAUACUUGAAGUCAUUUGUGGUAAAAGGUCAAAAAGGGUAAUGGAAGAUAAUAGCUUGGUAGAUUAUGUAUGGAAUUUACAUGCUCAAAAUCAAAUUCUUGAGUGUGUUGAUCAACAACUGAAAAAUUCUUUUGAUGUAGAAGAAGUUAAAAGGAGUUUGAUGGUUGGAUUGGCAUGCUUGCAUCCAGAUUCAUUAUUCAGGCCAAAAAUGAGAAAAAUUGUGCACAUUUUUUUGAAUCCAAAUGAACCUUUGAUGGAAUUACCGGGAACUCGACCGGCUGGAGUUUAUGUAUCGGUUUCUUGUACUUCUUUCACAGACUUUGUGUCUAGAACUGAGUUACAGCUCCAAUCGUCCACCACAUCGUUGAACGAAAUUUCUACUUAUUAGUUAGACUAUUUAGUUACAUAACAAUGAUUAUUGUU
This is a messenger RNA of Medicago truncatula (barrel medic), 2054 nucleotides long. Its product is annotated as probable L-type lectin-domain containing receptor kinase S.5. The record is from RefSeq and is a predicted model, not a curated record. NCBI's taxonomy places the organism in Eukaryota, Viridiplantae, Streptophyta, Magnoliopsida, Fabales, Fabaceae. The coding region runs from base 1 to 2019 and encodes 672 amino acids. Gene Ontology annotation, biological process: protein phosphorylation. The transcript is spliced from 3 exons. Gene Ontology annotation, molecular function: ATP binding; protein kinase activity; carbohydrate binding.